This is a messenger RNA of Closterium sp. Yama58-4, 1803 nucleotides long. NCBI's taxonomy places the organism in Eukaryota, Viridiplantae, Streptophyta, Zygnematophyceae, Desmidiales, Closteriaceae. The record is from the annotation of a GenBank genome assembly.
AUGCGCCGCCGGACCAAUCUCCCGCAACCUACUUCCGUGCCUGGCUCGUUCUCCGCGUACCUCCCCGUUCCACUCCCCCCUUCCCCCAACUCCUCCGCCAUGGGCGCAGCGGGGUCGCGCGAGGUGUGGGUGGUGAUGCCGGACGGCCGCGCGGAGAGCUUCCGUGAGCCAAUCACCGUCGCGCAGCUGCUGGCGCAGCACCCGGGGUAUCUCGUGUCGCAGCCUGACCUGCCCGGGAACCCCGGCGAGAAUCACGGCGCGAACCGCGGGCGGCGGUGGAAUCUGCCAGCGGAAGAGGAGCUGCGGCUCGGGGAGAUGUACGUGCUGCACUCCGCUGAGCUGGCGAGCGUCGAGGACGUGUUCGCUGACGUGGCGAACCGCGUGCAGACUAGGGUAAGGGGGAACGUUCAAAAUGAGUACCCCAAUGCAAUGCAAGACCAGCCACAGCGGGAGCCGCGCAAGGCUCGCGGAGGCCAUUCCCGCUCCAAGUCCGCUUCCCUCGUCGACGGUGGUUCGCUGGUGGGAACCGAACACGCGGAAUGGCAUGAUGCCUUAGUUUCCGCCGGAACUCGCGGCGGUGGCGCUGGCGGAAGGCACAAGGGCAGCCGACCGCGGAGGGUGCGCGCAGUGGGGGAAGGGAGGCGCGCGGAGCGCCAGAUCCCAGAAAACGACACGCGGCACGCCAACGCAGUGGCUGCGGCUCGUCACGCGCGCGGGCUUCCCCCACGCGUUACGUCGCGCCUGGCGCAAGCGCACGGGCAUUGCAGGCGCGCAUCCAUAAACGCGCUCCCCGUGGGGGAAGGAGGGGAGGAGAGACGGGCGGAGACACGAACAGGCAGGGAGGAGCAGCGACGAGAGGGUUACCAGGUAACGAGCGGAGUGUUGUUCGGAAUCUCGGAUGGUGAUAGCAGCGACGGGUCAAUGGUGCUGACGUCACCGAAGAUUGACAUCUCGGAUGUGAUUGGCUACGACGUGUCCCCUGUGUCGUCACCUGAGGGCGAAGGCGAGCGUGGGCGCGGAGCGCAUGGGCGGGGAGAGAAAGCGGGGAGAGAGCAGCGACGUGGGGGCGCACAGGUGCACGCACAUGCGCGCGACACUCGCGAGUCUUCUGGUGGGUGCAGCAACAGCGGGUGCCGCGCGGAGGGGAUGCGCGGGGAGCGCCAGCCAUUACACUCCGCGGAAAGGGAGCCACUCCAUUCCGCCCAUCUCCCACGCGGCACUGCGACCGCGUUGCAGGCGCAUUUGCAGUGGGGGAACGUGGCGGGGAGUGGGGGGAGGAGAGCGGUGAGGGGAGGGCGGCCAGUGGGGCGUAGUGUUUCCGCGGAGGAGGAGGGGGGACCUAUCGUGAGGGCCAGGAGGGAGGGUUGGAGUGUGGGAGAGGUGUGGGAAGAGAGAACGGAGGAGGAGGAACAGGAUGAGGAGGAAAAUGGGGAGGAAGAGGAGGAAGAAGAAGACGAGGAGGAGGAACAGGAAGAGGACGAGGAGGACGAGGAGGAGGAGGAGGAGGAGGAAGAGGAGGAAGAGGAGGAGGAAGAAGAAGACGAGGAGGAGGAAGAAGAGGAGGAGGGGAUGAAGGUCAGGGAGGGGGGGAAGCAGUCAGAGGCGGCAUUGCAGUGCACGUCCCUCGACCAUCCCGCUCAGCCUCUCUUCUCCGCCUGUGCCGCCCUCGCCCACGCCGUUCUGCCCCCCACCUCCUCCCCCAGGCCUCUUCCGGACGAAGGGGAUGGGCAGACGCGGGUGGCGGACGGCGAGAGGGAAGGCAGAGGGGCAGGCGAGGGGGAGGGGGACGGGGCAGCGCAGUAG